CUCUUCCCUCUUGUGAGAGAGAGAGAGAGAGGCGGCGAUGGGAGGAGGAAUGGGAAUGGGUGCGUUUUGGGGAACUCGGGUGAUGGAAAUAGUGAAGAAGCACGAUUCUGGUGGUCUUCUUUGGAAGCGAAUCAAACUUACCCCUACUCGUAAAGCCAAUGCCAAAACCCGCCUCCGUCGCGUUUGGCAGAAUGAGGCUGUUCUUAGGGCGUGUGGUGAGUCGGAUGCACCAAACCCGCCAGGAGCUAGCAACGCAAAAAGCUGUAACAGUGCUGUGAAAAACGAGUAAGGCGGAGGAGAAGCUAGAAACAUGGUCGUAGUUUAGGAAUCGUAGAUCAUCAAGUCUCUGUCUUUUCCUGAUUUACAAAAAAUAAUAAUAUUUGAACCUUGUGUUGAGUUACUGUUUUUUUACAUGUUGAUUCUGAAACGGGUUUAGCAAAAGAAGAAGCACCCUCCAUUAAUGUGAGUAGGAUCACUCAA
Molecule: messenger RNA, 480 nt
Organism: Capsella rubella
Lineage: Eukaryota; Viridiplantae; Streptophyta; Magnoliopsida; Brassicales; Brassicaceae
Exons: 2
Coding region: 38-289 (83 amino acids)
Source: RefSeq, a predicted model, not a curated record